Molecule: messenger RNA, 2801 nt
Organism: Pipistrellus kuhlii (Kuhl's pipistrelle)
Lineage: Eukaryota; Metazoa; Chordata; Mammalia; Chiroptera; Vespertilionidae
Gene: SLC38A8
Product: solute carrier family 38 member 8
Exons: 12
Coding region: 295-1581 (428 amino acids)
Biological process (GO): amino acid transmembrane transport
Molecular function (GO): amino acid transmembrane transporter activity
Source: RefSeq, a predicted model, not a curated record
AGGAGGGGAGGGAGCCUUCAGACUUCCUCAGAAGUCUCAGAAGCUGCAAGUUCUUGGGACAGAUGGCCCUGACUUCAAGUCCCUGUUCCCCUAGGUUUUGGGACAUGACCCAAACACAUGCUCUUUAGGGCUCCCUUAGUUCACGACUCACUCAUGACCCACCUCUGCAGAGCUGGAAUCUUCCUUCUUCCGCCCCUCUGGGCCCAAGAAAUGCAGCGGAACCGUCCGGAGUGAGCCUGAGUCACCGUCCAUCAGUCCAUCCUGUCUCUCACCUUGCAGUUUGCACUUGGUGCCAUGGAGGGACAGACUCCCGGAAGCAGAGGCCUCUUGGAAAAGCCCGUGACCGCCAGCCGCGGUCUGUCCUCCCUGAGCGCUGUCUUCAUCCUCCUGAAAUCUGCGCUGGGGGCCGGCCUGCUCAACUUCCCCUGGGCCUUCCUCAAGGCCGGUGGGGUGGCCCCCGCCUUCCUGGUGGAGCUGGUCUCCUUGGUCUUCCUGAUCAGCGGGCUGGUCAUCCUGGGCUAUGCCGCCUCCGUCAGUGGCCAGGCCACCUACCAAGGCGUGGUGGGAAGGCUGUGUGGACCUGCCAUCGGGAAGCUGUGUGAGGCCUGCUUCAUCGUCAACCUGCUCAUGAUCUCCGUGGCCUUCCUCAGGGUGAUCGGGGACCAGCUGGAGAAGCUGUGUGACUUCCUCCUGCCCAGUGCGCCACCAGCCCUGCAGCCCUGGUAUACCGACCAGCGCUUCACCUUGACCCUGCUCUCCAUGUUGGUCAUCCUGCCCCUGUCCGCCCCGAGGGAGAUCAGCUUCCAGAAAGUCACGAGCUUCCUAGGCACCCUGGCCGCCUGCUACCUGGCCCUGGUCAUCGUGGCACAGUACUACCGGGGGCCCCCGGGCCUUGCUCGCGAGCCCAGUCCUGCGCCGAGUCCUUCCUCCUGGACCUCUGUGUUUAGUGUCUUCCCCACCAUCUGCUUCGGCUUUCAGUGCCACGAGGCUGCUGUCUCCAUCUACUGCAGCAUGCGCAACCAGAGCCUGUCCCACUGGGCCCUCGUCUCCGUGCUGUCCUUGCUGGCCUGCUGCCUCGUCUACUCGCUGACAGGCGUUUAUGGCUUCCUGACCUUCGGGACCACAGUCUCUGCCGACAUCCUGAUGUCCUACCCGGGUGACGACGGUGUCAUCAUCGUGGCCCGAGUCCUCUUCGCCGUCUCCAUCGUGACCGUCUACCCCAUUGUGCUCUUCCUGGGGAGGUCGGUGAUGCAGGAUUUCUGGAGGAGGAGCUGCUGCCAGGCGUGUGGGCCCAGGGCCCUGGCCAACCCCUCGGGGCUGCUGACCGUCCUGUGGGUCGCCGUGACGCUCGCCAUGGCCCUGUUCCUGCCGGACCUCAGCGAGAUCAUCGGCAUCAUCGGCGGCAUCAGUUCCUUCUUCAUCUUCAUCUUCCCAGGUCUGUGCCUCAUCUGUGCCAUCGGCACCGAGCCCGUAGGACCACGAGUCAAGUGCUGCUUGGAGGUCUGGGGAGUGGUGUCCGUGCUUGUCGGCACCUUCAUCUUUGGGCAGAGCACGGUGGCAGCCCUCCUGGAGCUCCUGUGAGGGCGGCCACCCUGGGCAGGCGGGGGCUUCCCUGGGCCACCCUGGUGCGCUCCCUGGUCCCCGCAGGAGACCGAUGUAAUCCCACCAUAAAGAUGCUGGAGAACCUGGUACCUCUGCGUUCUCCGGUGCUCAUUGCGCUUCUGCUUGUCUGAGGGUCUCUGGUCCGCGGUGAGGGGGUGCCUCAGUCUCCGGGGCUGCCCUAACCAAUGGCCACAGGCUGGUGGCUUGGAACGGCAGGCACUUAUUCUCUCACAGUCCAGAGGUCAAGGCGUGGGCAGGGCCACGCUCCCUCUGAAGGCUCCAUGGGAGGAUCCUUCCUGCCUCUUCCAGCUCCGGUGGUUGCCAGCAAUCCUUGGCUUGUAGAGGCAUCCCCCCCUCUCUGCUUUCCUCUCUACAUGGCCUUCUUCCCUCUGUGUCUGUGUCCGAAUUUUCCUCCUCUUGUAAGGAUGCUGUCAUGGGAUUGCGGCCACCCUGAUUCAUCUUAAGUUACUGAAUCAUGGUUUGCAAAGAUCCUGUUUCCAAAUAAGGUCACAUUCAUAUUAAGUUCUUCCAGGGAUAGAACUUAAUAUUUCUGGGGUACACAACUCAAUCCAGGGUGCUGAGGCCCAGGCAUCCCUGCUUUGGGGGCACCAGGAUCAAAUACACGGGGUGAGGGUAGCACACAGAGAACCCCAAAGGGGGUUCCCGGUGGCAUCCACUGGACAUGGAGGUGCACUCAGGCUGGUCCUCGGCCAGGGCACAGGGAAGGUGGGAGGUGCCCAAGGCGAUGCAUGCCCAGCACUGGCCACACAGCCUUGCCCCUGGCCCACGCUUCCAAUGGGAGAGCCCUUCCCUCCACUGGCUGGACCUGAAGGGCCUAGAAGACAAGUGGACCGUCUGUUCCAUAGCUCCCUUCUGAGCCAGACCAGCUCUGCAGGGAGAAGUCACACCUGCGGCUGAAGAUGGGGACAGAGGGCCUGCCUGGGGAGGUCAGCGGCUCCCCCAGGCGCUGACCCUGCACGGGCCCAGCAUGGUGCUGGGUUCAGGCCACUCCUCCCCUGGGACGUCUGACAGAAGCCAGCAUGCGGGGCUGACAGCCAGGACGCCUCCCGCAGGGUACUGAUGUGAUCCUCAUAGGAUGUGAGCCUCAAGUCAGCCAUCAUAAUGCAAAAACACAAUGCAGUCAAAGAAAUGCACGCUGGGAUGUCCCCCUCUGAUGUCGGGCCUAGGAAAGGAAGGUA